UGAACCAGCCACACCAAACCGGUUCCAUUGCUGAGCUGACUGAUGGAGAAAAUUUUCCCCUCUUUAAUCGAAAUGGAGAAAUUGCGAUUGAGAGACCUCGAGACUUCGUCUGCGGCCUGAGCUCGAACGCUCCGAUCGACUUCUCCUGCUACAGUUUUCCUUUAAAGAAAAAAAAUAAUAAUAAUGGCUAGCAGAAGAAUUCAAAAGGAGCUCUUGGACUUGCAGAAGGAUCCUCCUACAUCAUGCAGUGCUGGACCUGUUGGAGAAGAUUUGUUCCAUUGGCAGGCAACAAUCAUGGGUCCUACUGAAAGCCCCUAUUCAGGAGGGGUGUUUUUUGUUAAGAUUCAUUUCCCACCAGACUAUCCAUUUAAGCCUCCUAAAGUCAACUUCCAAACAAAGGUUUACCACCCGAACAUCAACUCAAAUGGAAGCAUCUGCCUUGACAUCCUCAAGGAGCAGUGGAGCCCUGCACUGACCAUCUCCAAGGUUCUCCUCUCGAUUUGCUCUCUCCUGACUGACCCGAACCCAGACGACCCCCUUGUUCCUGAGAUCGCCCACAUCUACAAGACGCAGAGGUCACGAUACGAGGAGACUGCUCGAGCAUGGACCCAAAAGUAUGCCAUGGGAUGAAACUGACGAGCCCAAGUUGCUUCAAGUGUUGUAACGCUUACAUGAAGGCUAAAAACCAACUAUCAAGUCUGUGUGUGUGUUCCGGUGCAUGUAGUGUGUGCUACCCAAGUCUCUGAUAUCAAUGUGGUGUCCUUAGCACAUUCUCCCGUGUGUUAUGUAAUUGCCAACUGACACUUUUUCCAUGGAACCUUUUUGGUUUACUCCUAAA
Zingiber officinale is the source of this 838-nucleotide messenger RNA. Its product is annotated as ubiquitin-conjugating enzyme E2-17 kDa-like. The transcript has 3 exons. Gene Ontology annotation, biological process: protein polyubiquitination. Lineage: Eukaryota; Viridiplantae; Streptophyta; Magnoliopsida; Zingiberales; Zingiberaceae. Gene Ontology annotation, cellular component: nucleus. The record is from RefSeq and is a predicted model, not a curated record. Gene Ontology annotation, molecular function: ubiquitin conjugating enzyme activity. Bases 184 to 630 code for a protein of 148 amino acids.